Messenger RNA from Callorhinchus milii (elephant shark), 1296 nucleotides. Its product is annotated as probable G-protein coupled receptor 101. Bases 1 to 1296 code for a protein of 431 amino acids. Gene Ontology annotation, molecular function: G protein-coupled receptor activity. The transcript has 3 exons. Gene Ontology annotation, cellular component: membrane. The record is from RefSeq and is a predicted model, not a curated record. Lineage: Eukaryota; Metazoa; Chordata; Chondrichthyes; Chimaeriformes; Callorhinchidae. Gene Ontology annotation, biological process: G protein-coupled receptor signaling pathway.
AUGCACAGAGAGAGACACACACUGCAGUAUCCAUUUCAGCCCCAAAACCAGAGAGACACGAGGAAUCAAUCCAUCAAUCGUCCCGACGAGAGCGGCACGAAGACCCUGCUGGCCAACAACAUCGCCAGGGCCGCCCUGAUCUCCGCCAUCGUGUGCACGUCGCUCUUCGGCAACGUGCUGGUGCUGAUGGUCUUCCACCGCAAGCCCCAGCUGCUGCACGUGGCCAACCGCUUCGUGUUCAAUCUGCUGCUGGCCGACCUGUUCCAGACCGUGCUGGUCAUGCCCCUGGUGAUCGCGGGCAGCCUGCCCGAGGCCUGGCCCUUCCUGGACACGGGGCUGUGCUGCAAGGCUCUGGUGGUGCUCAUGCACCUGUUCGCGUUUGCCGGAGUCAACACCAUCGUGGUGGUCUCCAUCGACAGGUACCUGGCCAUCAUCCACCCCCUGUCCUACCCCGCCCGGAUGACCCCCCGCCGGGGCAGUAGCCUGAUCCUUCUCACCUGGUUCCUGGGCGCCGCCCAGAGCGCGCCGCCGCUGUUCGGUUGGGGUCAGAUCGGCUUCGACCGUCACCACCUUUGCAGCCUGUUCUGGUCAGCCAGUCACUCUUACACGGUGGUCAUCGCCCUCCUGACCUUCUGGUUGCCGGUGGCGAUCAUGCUGGGCUGCUACUGGAUGGUCUUCAGAGCCGCUCGCAGGCAGAACGCUUUGGUCCACCCAACUCAGGCGCCAAGCGCCUCGGUGUCCAGCUCGGGGCUCAGAGCUCGCCACCGGCGCCUCCACAACCACUGCAAAGCCGCCCGGGUGGUCUUCGUCAUCGUGUCGUCCUACAUCCUCAGCAUGGGACCCUACAGCAUCCUGAGCACUGUGACCAUCCGCAGCCCUGCGCCCCCGCCCCAGUGGCUGACCACCUCGUCGCUGGUCCUGUUCUUCUUCCAGUGCUGCCUCCACCCGUACAUCUACGGCUACAUGCACCGGAGCGUCCGGCGCGAGUUCCUGUCGCUGCUGUGUGACUCGUGCCACGCCCGGCGGCACUCUGAGCCGGACAGCUGCUUCAUGGCGACCGACGGGAGGCGGAGGACCGUGCGCAGGCAGCUCUCCGCGGGCAGCUCUGGUCAGGUCCGCGCCCGCAAGUUUUGGGGGGAAGGAGCCACGUGUGCCUCGGUCACCGGCUCCAGCACCACCGGCACCGUUACCGGCCACGCCAAGUCGCACCCUUGCCGCAGGGAAACGCUCUCAACCAGUUGCAGCUCCGAGAAAGAAUUGCAUUUGUUGCCCACCAGCAGCCGGAUAGAGGAAUGA